This is a messenger RNA of Rhizopus microsporus ATCC 52813, 513 nucleotides long. Its product is annotated as EF-hand. Lineage: Eukaryota; Fungi; Mucoromycota; Mucoromycetes; Mucorales; Rhizopodaceae. Gene Ontology annotation, molecular function: calcium ion binding. Bases 1 to 513 code for a protein of 170 amino acids. The record is from RefSeq and is a predicted model, not a curated record. The transcript is spliced from 2 exons.
AUGUCAAAUAGGAUUAAUCAACAAGAAUUAAAGAGUCUUCGAGAAGCAUUUAAUUUGUACGACACAGACCAUGAAGGCGCCAUUGAUGUAAACAAGUUUGAAAAUAUAGUAAAAAGUCUAGGCAUGGUAGGAAUUGACGAUCAAAGGAUUCGAGAGUUAAUAAAGGAAAACGACAGUAAUCGUGACGGAAAAAUUGACUUUGAAGAAUUUGUGAAUAUAAUGAAUCAACUCGUCAGUCAAUCACCUCUGCCUUCACCACAUGAAACAAGAAAGAAUGAACAUUACUCGAAAAGGAUGAGCAGACACGAAUUAGACGAAUUAAAGAUGUGUUUUGAUAAAUUUGAUAAAAAUGGAGAUGGACAAAUAUCAGAAGAGGAAUUGAGAGAAGUCAUGAAAGGGCUUGGAGAACAUUUGACCGAAAAAGAGAUAAAGGAUAUGAUGAAUGACGCAGACACGAAUAAAGAUGGACACAUUGACUUUGAAGAAUUUAAACAGUUGAUGCCUCCAUCAUAA